AUGAACGUUGGUGCAGAUUUCCCUUCCGCUGAAUCUGUGGAUUUCUCUUAUAUUGAAUACGAGAGUAAUUAUAUCAAUAAUUCAGACAAAUCACCAAUGAUACCUUUUAUGAAUUAUCAGCGUUUGUUUGUUGGUCUACUACCUUCAUCGUAUUUAAGAUCCAGCUAUCAUCGAAUGCUAAGAAGAGUUAUCUAUUUGUGCAUCGGUAUCACACUUCUAUUAUUUUUAUGUAGGCUACUUCAAUGUAUUCAUGACAAUAAAUUUACAGGUCGUGUAUCUAUAUCCCCAGACCCUUGGAGUAAAACACGUUUUACACAUAUAAGUGAUAACGCAGGAGUAGCAACGACAAAAACCAACUAUGUAUAUGGUGUUGUGUUCGACGCUGGAAGCACUGGAAGCCGUGUUCACAUAUUCAAACUAGUUCAUAAUCCCUUAGAUCCUUUCAAACCGUUUAAACUAUUGGAUGAUAAAUAUCAUCAUGUUCAACCUGGUUUAUCUUCAUAUGCGGAAAAACCAGAGGAGGCAGCAUUAAGUUUAACGAAAUUAAUUAAUAUUGCUGAAACUAGUCUUCCUGUUGAUGUGUGUCGUAAUACUCCAGUUAUUUUAAGAGCUACUGCUGGUCUUCGUCUAAUUUCUGCGCAUAAAGCAGAGAAUAUUUUAAAAGCUGUACGACAUAGAUUAUCUCAAACUUGUUUUAAACAAUUACCUAACGCUGUAACUAUUAUGGAUGGAUUUUAUGAAGGUCUAUAUUUAUGGUUGACAUUAAACUUUCUCAAUAAUCGUUUAUCAAAUGGAAAAGCACAAAAGAAUCAUGCAGUGAUUGAAAAUUCACUUACACAAACAAUUGGCACAUUAGAUCUAGGUGGAGGUUCUACACAAAUCACAUUUAUUCCCACUGAGUUGAAUACCCUCAACAAUGCACCUGAUGAUUUUAUUACAUACUUUGACGUACAAAAUAGUAAUGAUAAACCGAAACAAAAGAUCUAUUCACAUAGUUACUUAGGCUUAGGCCUAAUGUCUGCACGUUAUUCAAUGUUAUAUAAUGCAACUGAACAUUUCAAGUUAAUUACUGAAGGAAAGAAAGAGUUUUUUCAUCCUUGCUGGCCUAAUAAUGUAACUCUUAAAUGGAAUCAUGCCGGUAAAGAUUGGCAAAUCAGUCGUAUGAAUCAUUCAAUGUCUAAAUCUUUAUUAUCAUUUAUUAAAACAAAAUCAAUUUAUCAUCAUCAAGCAGCAAUUGAACCGGUCAAUGUUAAUGCUAAUAAUAUUGAUAAUGAUCAUCUAAUGUUGUGCUAUGCUUUAGCAGUGAAUGUAUUACAAAAUCCUGUUGAAGGUGAUAUAAAUGUUAUCAGAUAUCCACCAAACAAUAAUAUUGUUCAUCAACCAGUGGAAGUGAAAACACGUGAAUUUUAUGCAUUUUCAUAUUAUUUCGAUUUAGCUGUUAGUGUUGGUUUAAUACAUGAAAAUACUGGUGGAUUUCUUACAGUGAAUGAUUUUCAAAAUGCCGCUGAACGAGUUUGUCGUAACCCAAAUCCUCAGAAACCAUUCGAUUGCAUGGAUCUUAGUUUUAUCACUGCAUUAUUGCAUAGUGGUUAUGGGUUCCCGUCAGAUAAAAAAAUUGGAUUUUUUAAAAAAGUCAAUUCUUUUGAAAUCAAUUGGAGUCUUGGUGCCUUAUUUUCAGAAAUGUAUCAUAAUAAAACUGCUUGA
Molecule: messenger RNA, 1704 nt
Organism: Schistosoma mattheei
Lineage: Eukaryota; Metazoa; Platyhelminthes; Trematoda; Strigeidida; Schistosomatidae
Source: the annotation of a GenBank genome assembly